AUGGAAAGAUGUAUUAAUUGGGUCUCCUUAUUCUGCAGGUACAACGUAAUCAAGGAAGUUGGAGAUGGCACUUUUGGUAAUGUUUGGCGAGCCAUAAGCAAACAAAGUGGUGAACUAGUUGCUAUUAAGAAGCUGAAACGGAAAUAUUAUUCGUGGGAGGAGUGUUUGAAUCUCCAGGAAGUGAAGUCUUUACGAAGACUAAACCAUCCCAACAUUGUCAAGCUCAAAGAGGUUAUUAGAGAGAAUAUUGAUAUAUUAUACCUUGUUUUUGAGUACAUGGAAUGCAAUCUCUAUCAACUUAUGAAAGAAAGGGUUAAAUCCUUUUCAGAGGUUGAAAUUCGGAAUUGGUGCUUUCAGAUCUUCCGAGCGCUGGCUUACAUGCACAAACAGGGUUAUUUUCAUCGUGACCUUAAGCCUGAGAAUUUGCUGGUUACUAAAGACCUUGUGAAGAUAGCAGAUUUUGGCCUUGCUCGUGAAAUCCUUUCUAAGCCACCAUUCACAGGAUAUGUAUCAACACGCUGGUACCGAGCUCCAGAACUUUUGCUUCAUUCUUCUGUUUAUAAUUCUGCAGUUGAUAUGUGGGCAAUGGGAGCUAUCAUGGCUGAACUUUUCACCCUUCAUCCGCUUUUUCCUGGCUCAAGUGAGGCAGAUCAGCUAUGCAAGAUUUGCAGUGCUAUUGGAUCUCCCAAUAGUGACUCAUGGUCUGAAGGGCUGCAAUUUGCAGCAGCUAUGAACUAUCAGUUUCCGCAGUUUGCUGGCGUCCCUGUUUCUGUCAUUCAUUCAGCUAGCAAGGAAGCGGUGGACCUUAUCUCAACACUUUGUUCCUGGGACCCAAGAAAAAGACUCACAGCAGUAGAAGUUCUUCAGCAUUCAUUCUUCAAGCCUUGCUUUUGCAUCCCGCCAUCACCUCAGUUGAAAUCAGAAGGGGUGCAGAAAACGCCUUCAUCAGCUGUAACGAAAAGCUCUUUGGUCUCAAUAAGCGCUAGAGAGCAUUCUGUUGGAGUUUUAUCCAGUACUAGGUUCCCAAAUAACUUGUCAUCAGCUAAUACAAAUGGCUUUUCAAGGACAGGUGAUUAUUUGUCCAAUUUGUUGUGUUGCUUGUUCUCGUUUUCUUUACUUUUAUUCAAUUCAAAUGGCUGA
Molecule: messenger RNA, 1140 nt
Organism: Zingiber officinale
Lineage: Eukaryota; Viridiplantae; Streptophyta; Magnoliopsida; Zingiberales; Zingiberaceae
Product: cyclin-dependent kinase F-4-like
Exons: 13
Coding region: 1-1140 (379 amino acids)
Biological process (GO): intracellular signal transduction; protein phosphorylation
Cellular component (GO): nucleus; cytoplasm
Molecular function (GO): ATP binding; protein serine/threonine kinase activity
Source: RefSeq, a predicted model, not a curated record